Molecule: messenger RNA, 804 nt
Organism: Megalops cyprinoides (Indo-Pacific tarpon)
Lineage: Eukaryota; Metazoa; Chordata; Actinopteri; Elopiformes; Megalopidae
Product: ATP synthase subunit O, mitochondrial-like
Exons: 7
Coding region: 48-677 (209 amino acids)
Biological process (GO): proton motive force-driven mitochondrial ATP synthesis
Molecular function (GO): proton-transporting ATP synthase activity, rotational mechanism
Source: RefSeq, a predicted model, not a curated record
CAUCCGUUCAUGCGCACUAGGAUUGACCUACACAGUUGCAGGAGAAAAUGGCAGCAGCCAGGCUUGGGCAGCAGGUGCGUCAUUUCAGCUCCACGGUGAGCAGACCAGUGGCCAAGCUGGUCAAGCCUCCCAUUCAGGUGUAUGGAGUGGAGGGCCGCUACGCCACUGCCCUAUACUCGGCUGCCAGCAAGCAGAAGAAGCUCGAUCAAGUGGAGAAGGAGCUAGCCCGUGUCUCUGGCCUGAUCGCUGACCCUAAGCUGUCCGGCAUCGUGAUGAACCCGCACGUAAAGCGGAGCAUCAAGCAGAAGACCUUCAACGACGCUCUCACCAAGGAGAAGCUCUCCCCCAUCACCAUCAACCUCAUCAAUGUUCUGGCCGAAAACGGCCGUCUGACCCUGACCCCUGAUGUCAUCUCCGCAUUCGCCAAGAUGAUGAGUGCCCAUCGGGGAGAGGUCAUCUGCUCUGUCACUACCGCCCAGGCUUUAGAUGAGGCCAACCUGGCGGAGCUGAAAACAGCCCUGAACGGCUUCCUGCAGAAGGGAGAGACACUCAAGCUGGAGACCAAGCUGGACCCCUCCAUCCUGGGUGGCAUGAUCGUCAGCAUCGGGGACAAAUACGUGGACAUGUCCACCAAGUCCAAGAUCCAGAAGCUGACCAAAAUCAUCAGGGAGACAUAAGUCCUGUGGACUUAUCAUAGUGGAGGAGGGGAUCACGAUUGUUAAUAGCAGCCUGGCCAUUGAUCGGUAUCGUUAUUAAACGCCUGUACCUGUUGUUGUGUUCAUAAUAAAUAUUCUGUAACAUAGA